UCCAUUCCUCUGCACCAAUGUUGCUUCCGCUUCCCCUCCUCCUUCCGCCGCCUCUCCCAAUUGUUGGAACAUCCUCAAAUAUGCCAUCGUCAAUGUUCUCAUCGAAGCCACUGCCUUUGCCGGUUACACCUCUUACGGUUCAUUUUCCUUUGUUUCCAUUUUAUUAUUCAUUUCCAUUUUUGGUUUUGUGUUUUACCUGUUUGGUGCUCAAGCUAUCAUAACUAAAGAAAAUAAUGCCAUAAAACAUGUGGGUAAGGAGUUAUAUCAAAUUUCUUGUUUCUUACAUUUCCUAAUUCUAAAGUUUAAGUGCCUCUAAAACAAAUGGCUUAUGAACAUAUAUGACGCAUGUAGCCACCGGUGUGAAUAUGCAAAUAUUCCCUCUCAACAAUGGAGGAGACAGAGGACCGGGAUAUCAUACUCUUGGCAAUCCUACUGGUAUUUCUCCAAUUUUUGUGACUUUGAGAAUUGAGAUAGUUGUUUCUUUUUCUAAUUUUUUUUCUUCUCUCUCACCUUCUUUAAAUGAUUUAACAAUAUAUUGAUUUUUUCCUGGUGACGUGAGUACAUGACAAUGAGACACUAAUCAAUAUAUUGUAUAGUGAAUUCAUGACUUGUUGGAGGAUAUUUGUUUUUUCUUUUAGUUGUAGCUAUGUUAGAGCUAACCAAUUUAACUAAAGCUUUCAAGCAGUUUUUUCCUCCCCUUUUUUGCCUUCCUUUCCUCUGAUUUCAUUCUCCAUGUUAAAGUCUUCAUAUAAAACUAACAAAAGGUUAUUGAGAAGGUUCGUGGUUUUACUUUUCUAGUGAGUUGCCUGAAUUUUUAGGAAGUACUUGUAAAUGUGUUGAUUAAGGAGGCUAUAUGCGCUCUGAUAAGGGCCCUUGGAAGGAUGCAAAAAUUAUGAGGAUGGUUCAAAAUGGUGAUCACAAAUGUUCAAAAAAAAAAGUGUGUCACAAGGUGAGGAAGAGAAAGAAAAUUCUAAGGAACACAAGACUUCCAAAUUGGAGGCAAAUCAUACCCCCUAGCUUUCUCCAGUUGUUGUAUAGGUAUUUUAUCUGGAGGCAUGUGAAUUUGGAAGUAUCUUUGAAGGUCUUAUUCCUGAAGAUAUUAAUAUUUAUGCAACCACAACUUCCAAUGCAGAAGAAAGUAGUUGGGGAACAUAUUGCCCUGGGGAGUAUCCUAGUCCUCCCCUAGAAUAUUCAACUUGCUUGGGUAAUCUGUAUAGUGUUGCUUGGAUGGAAGACAAGUAUGUGCAUAAUAAAGAAUCAUAGUCAGAUCAUAAAUGAGAUUAGUCUGAAUAUGUGAUGAUACUUAUAUACUCAUGAUCCAUGCAAUCACAAUGGAGUAGUUCAAUGCCUGUGACUAGUGUAUUAUGUUUGUCUCUAUAAGAGUUGUAUAUACUAAUUGUUUGUAUUUUGAAAAGCUUUUUAUGGUAAAAUUAUAUUUAUGUUUGCACUUACCAUUUUUUUGUUAGAUCAGAAGAAUUUUAUUUUAUAUAAGUAAUGUAAAUUUUUUAGGGAUUAAUUUUAAUUUUCUUUACUUGUGAGCAGUGACAAGCACAAUUUGUGAACAUAAACUCUGUAUCAACAAUAUAAAUUGGCAAGUUCUUAUUGCUAACUUGAUUUGAUUUUUUAAAUUAGAUGGAUAUAAAUUGGAGAAUAUAAUUCAAUAGCUUGAUUGCUUAGUUACAAGUGAGAUUUUUUUUUUUCUUAAUUUAACUCUUGGUUUAAUUUUAUGGGUGAAACAUUGUGUUAAGAAAUGUGUGAAUGAUGUCUUCUUUGCGCUUGUGCUUACAAGUUAAAGAGAGGACUAUAUCGGGAGAUUCAUACUAUGGCUCUCACGUGAUGCAGUAUGGUGAUGUAGGGCUUAGCAGUGAUGUUCUCUUCCAUUAUUUGGGUAUAGAUCCUGUUAAUGAUAAUUUCACUUUUGUGAACAAAAACUCCUUAUGGUCACCUUCAAAACCAGUCAACCAAUGUGAUGCUGAUCUCAUCCAUUUUUGG
Molecule: messenger RNA, 1992 nt
Organism: Glycine soja
Lineage: Eukaryota; Viridiplantae; Streptophyta; Magnoliopsida; Fabales; Fabaceae
Exons: 4
Coding region: 854-1186 (110 amino acids)
Source: RefSeq, a predicted model, not a curated record